Molecule: messenger RNA, 2324 nt
Organism: Mya arenaria
Lineage: Eukaryota; Metazoa; Mollusca; Bivalvia; Myida; Myidae
Exons: 13
Coding region: 1-2235 (744 amino acids)
Source: RefSeq, a predicted model, not a curated record
AUGCAACUCCUUAUGGGGUUUCUGUGUUUAGUUCCUCAAAACUCUGUCGUUGUUGGGCCUCAGUUUGGAGACUUUUUCAAGACAAAAUGUGUUAACGCUGAUACUGGAAUCGACGUAUUUUGCAAGACAGAUUUUAGAAUAAAGCCUCUUAAUGUUUCCUUCGAAGUAGGAAGACAAGUUUUAUCACUUGUGGUGGAAGGAAAACAGCCAGACAUGCACAAAUUCGACCACACCUCUUUCCGACUUAAGAAAGACAUGGUUGGCAGCAAUUUAACAUGGACAGUUUUAUACAGCGCUAAUGAGGAUCCAAUGGAGUUUACGGCCCGCCUGUGCUUUAGGACCGGGAUUUUCAGCAGACAGACGAGUCACUGUACACAAUCAACAGAUUAUAUGACACCAAUCUCAAGAACAGACAGAAGUGGGCCAAUCAGUCUGACUAAGUUGAGAAACAUCGACAGCGAACACAUUAUUUCAAAAGAAGAGCAACAUUACGAAGUACCUCUACAACAUACGGGCAAUGAUGCAGAAGAACCAAUGGUGGACACAGCACUUCUUGGCAACGUCUGUGCAGCAGAGAACAAGUAUGGAAAUAUCUCAGUGGUAGGACCAGCUUUUGUGGACAGGGAGGUUACACUGAAAGCGACACCGUUCUAUCAUUGGGGUUGUGACGUAGAAUUUAGAUACCUAAAAGACAAGGACACAACAUUCCAAACAAUGAUUGGGAUAAAUGUUAAAACAGAUUUGGAAGAUGGGUCGUUUCUUUUAAAAUGGAAGGCUUCAAAUGAAUAUAACGGAUCGAAUUUUAACGCUGGAUGUUCAACAAACAAAACAAUUAGAACAAACACGAUAGCUAUAUAUCUGAAAGAUACACCUGGGUACCCAGUUCUUGGUCCAAAGUUCUCUGACUUUAAUAUAACAGAAUGUAUUUAUGUUUAUGGAGGCUCCGACGUUUAUUGUAAAACUGAAAAAGGAACAGAGCCCGUACAAGUCCGACUUUUAAUAGGACAGAACUCAUUUGUUCUAGCUAAAAUCGAAGGGAAUAAAGGGUCGUACCGAUUCCAAAACGUGAGUCAAGAAAUGGCCGGAAUGUAUAGACGGAAUGUGACAUGUCAGGUUUCUCAUGAAGCCCUUGAAACACCUUACGAAGAGCACGGCAUUCUAUGUAGCGUAGAGACAGGUAGCCUGCCUGUUCUAACAGUUCCUGAAUUAUUUCAUGGUGAAAACUCUACAUCUAUCUGUGAAGUGCGAAAUGCUAUCCCAGCUCCGACAAUAGAAAUAUACGUUGAUAAAGUCUUGCUGGGUGAUGUUCAACAAACUGAUACAUUUGAUGAAUCAUCUCAUACUUAUACAAGUUCAGCAAAGAAGACAAAGGCUAACAAAAUGUGGAAUGGAAAAGAGGUGUGCUGCACAAAGAAAAGCAAAUAUGAUAUUGGUCUAAAAAGUGUCUUAGUAUGCAAAAAUAUCAGUAUGAAAUAUAAAGACUUGGAAGUAUCGUCUCAAGGAGUGGUCGUAAAAUGUACUGUGGAUGACUGCAAUGCUAAAGGACAAUGGACGCUGCGAUGGAAAGAUGAAAAUACUUCUGUUAAAAAAACAUGUAAAACAGCAGAGAAAUGCCUGUUAACACUUAAUCAUACGGGAGAUAGAGAAAACACAGAUAUUUGCAAAUCACAGGAACUGAAUAUUUCAUUGACAGUAUCCUGUUCAAAGACGACCGAUGGUAGUCAAUCCAAGGAAAGUGGCAUUCAGACGUUUUCGUUAACGUUCCCAUUUUCUGUCAACAAUGUACUUAUUGGAACAGGCGUGAUCUGUGGACUCUGCAUCCUGUUUGUAAUUGGAAGAUGUGUAUAUCUUAAACGGCAAAAGAUUAGCGCAGUCAACAUAACCGAAAAUGUUGAAAAUCACAGCGUCCCCUCGUCGGACAAUGGCGUGCUACACAUAACAACAGAAGGAGUCCAGUACGCAGUCGUGCAGAGACAGGCGGCCACACGGAGGACUGAAACGCAGCAACGACAUGAUGACGACAGCCUAACGUACGCCGAGUUGGACAUCAAUUUCCUACAAGAGGCUAACGCAAGAGUUUCGUUAAGGAGAUAUAAUAUGCCGACGGAGUAUGCUGACAUUGAGUUCUCCUCAACACAGGAACCUGAAAAAGAAGAUUGUGCGUGCCAAAAUGCAUCAGACGAGUGUAAAACUAGAUCAAAAACCAAACUAUGUUUCCCUGAGUGUCUUCAGUGACUUGAAGCUUUUACCCUUAUAAAUAAGAAGGCAUAACAAAUCCUCAAAUAUAUUUUGGUUUCUAUUUUACUGUCCGAAUUCUUGCAAGG